Poeciliopsis prolifica (blackstripe livebearer) is the source of this 2945-nucleotide messenger RNA. RefSeq lists its product as uncharacterized. The record is from RefSeq and is a predicted model, not a curated record. The coding region runs from base 315 to 1166 and encodes 283 amino acids. Lineage: Eukaryota; Metazoa; Chordata; Actinopteri; Cyprinodontiformes; Poeciliidae. The transcript is spliced from 6 exons.
UGUUAUUUUGUUUAGUUGCACUGAAACGUUUCAUUGCUGCAGCUGAAGCAGAUUUGAAAGUGUUUCUGUUUUCCAGUUGAACAUUAAAGCGGCGGUUGCUGGUUGGUUAAAAGUAGGUCUGUGUGUCAGCGGAGCGUUUCCGGGUUCUGCUGCCGAGUUGCCAUCACCUGCUCCAGGCUCCUUCCUCCUGUCAAGUCAGCGUCAAGCAGCUCCGGAGGCCCGGACACGGAACCGAACCACCAGCCGAUCAGCUGGCCCGGUUCAUGUCUACUCGCUGAACGCCUGAACCAGAGGAGGGACAGCGGGCAGCGGCGAUGGCGGCGUCGCUUCUCUCGGAGACUGACAUUCGGCACCGGUCCAUGGCGGAGGAGGAUCCGAACGGGAACGAGCAUGGGGCGGCUGCCCGCAGCGCGGCGCCUCGCUGGGGCCCGCAGCACGCCGGGGCCCGGCAGCUGGCCCGGCUCUACUCCCCAGGUAAACGGUUUCAGGAGUGGGUUUGUGUGAUUUUGUGCCUCUUCCUCUUCAUCAUCAACUUCUUCUUCCUCCUCCUGCACUUCUCCACCGUUCACAUCUACAAGAUCAUCUUCGGCAUUGUUUUGGGAAUAGUGACGGCAGAUUUUGCCUCGGGGAUUGUCCAUUGGGGAGCCGACACCUGGGGAUCCGUGGAUAUUCCUGUUGUUGGGAAGGCUUUCAUCCGGCCGUUCAGGGAGCACCACAUCGACCCGACCGCCAUUACUCGGCACGACUUCAUCGAAACCAACGGCGACAACUGCAUGAUCCCCAUCCUGCCGCUCGCCCACAUGGCCUACAGGUUCCUCACAUGCACACCAGAGGCCUUGGCGGCGUCCUACCCCGGGCACUGCUACGUGUUCGCCUUGGCGGUUUUUGUGACGCUGACCAAUCAGAUCCAUAAGUGGAGCCACUCCUACUUCGGCCUCCCGCGCUGGGUCACUCUGCUGCAGGACUGGCACCUGGUGCUGCCACGGAAACACCACCGGAUCCACCACGUUUCACCGCAUGAGACGUACUACUGCAUCACUACAGGAUGGUGCAAUUAUCCACUGGACCAGCUGGGCUUUUGGAGACGGAUGGAGUGGCUGAUCGAACAUCUGACGGGCCAGAGACCGCGAUCCGAUGACAUGGCGUGGGCCAAGAAGACCGACUGACGGACAAACCAGAGAAACCAGUAACAGGGGAGAGUCAGGCGUGUAAAUGCAAAUAUGCAGAUGUAGAAAUGAUGGACAGAUGUUUAGAAACAGAGACAAACUUUUUUUUUCUGGUAUCGCUGUGCUUCUUGCUUUUUUUCUGCUUCAGAACAAACGAUGUGUUCAGAGAAAGAAAAUCUUUGUGGCUGGUGUAAAAGCUUUCUGGAUGUUCUGCAUCCAUCAGUUUGUCUUUAGGCUCCUGAGGUGUUUGUUUAGUCAUGGUUCAGGUUUCUGGAGGUUGGGCUCUCCAGAAGAGACGCUGAGCUGUUUGGGACCAGCAGCUCUUCAGACCAACACAUAACGAAGGGAAACAUUCGGUUACCAUCUUUAUUUUAUGUUUCUUUCUUGGUUUAUUGGGACAUUUUUUUGUCAGAACCCACAAAGAAGGUGAAAUUAUGUUUAAAAAUGGCUAUAUCCUCACAGAGGAGUAAAAAUUAGCUAAUUUUAUGAUGUUUCCAUCCAAUAUUUUGUGCUCUAUAUUAACUUUCAAGAUGUAACAUAUAUUUACAGAGUUGAACCCUUGAUCUUCAUAAACAACAAAAAUCCUAAUAAUACCAGUUUGAUGUUAUGAUUUAUAUUCAGAUGUUUCUUAGAUUAGACCAGACUUUAACUUUUAAGAUUUUAGAUGAAUCCAUACUUUGCUAGAAACAAACCACAUUGGGAUCCAGAGGAAUAAUCGACUAUAAAUAUCCGUCCAACUCACAUAAAAAUGAGUAAAAAUUACAAACAUAAGAUCCUAAUGUUGGUUCAUCACUUCAUCCGUUAAGCUAAUCAUCGAUCAAUCAACCCCACCCAAAUUGACCAAACAAAUAGACCAACCAAACCAACCCCCACUUAAAUCUAUUAACAAAUCAGCAAACCAACCAACUCCACCCAACCAAACCGAUCCAAAAUAGACCAACCCAACGUAAAGCUAUAAUCCAACCAAAUCGACAAACCAACCAACCCAACCCAAACAGAUGACCCAUCCAACCCCAGCCAAAAUCAACCAACCCCACCUAAAUCUAUUAAAUAACCAACCUCACCCAAAUGAACAAACCACCCACCUUAAACCAAACAGACCAGUUAACCAACUUACCCCAAAUCGCCACCCAAACCGAUUCCACGACAAACCCUACCGAAAUUAUCAACCAAAUCCUAAAUUCCAAGGACACAAUUAAACCAAAUCAAGUUACCAUUGUUGCAGGUGCUUGUAAUGACGGACGCAACUCAUUAGGUGGCACUCUCGUCAAACAGGGUAACAUUUUCACAUUUGUCAGUAAUGUAAUGUCAAUAUUUUCAUAUACUGACAUAUGAUAACAGAUGUUCCUACAUUUAGGUAGAUCCAUCAAAAUGUACAGCAUUUUACACUACAGUAUGUACAUUUUCCAAUAAAGAAAAGAAAAAAAACAACUAAAGGAUGUACUCUAUUAAAAAUAUUGUGAUUUUGGUGAAAUGAGUAGAAACGUUUCCCUCUUUUUGAAGCUCCAUAUUUGGGCCAGUCUUUACUACUGAAACAGCAGUGGUGAUGCCAGACACAGGACAGAAAUGUCUUAUUUUACACUCAUAGAUAUUUCUGUCUACCCAGUGUUGCUGUCAGACUUACAGUUUUCUGUCAGAUCAGCUCAGAGUGCAAAGAGCACAUUAUCCAAUUCACCUCCAUUAUACGUCUUUCUUUAUAAAUUCAAGUUUUUAUUAAGGAACAACAUAGAAAAUAUACAUCUCGUUCAUUCACAUAAGAUGAUAUUGACCUGUACACAA